AUGUUUGCAUUCACCAGAACAGUUCCAAGAUCUCAAUUGAGUCUUGCAGUCAGAAAUUCGCUCAGAACUUAUGUGUCCAUUGGUGAUAAGGUACCAGCAACACCAGUUUUUGAAGGUUCACCAGGUAAUGACGUUAAUCUUGCCGAAGAAACAGCAACUGGAAAGACAAUUUUAAUUGGUGUUCCAGGGGCUUUCUCCCCAGCAUGUUCAUCUUCACAUGUUCCAGGAUAUAUCAAGAAUAUUCGUGCCUUUAAUGACAAAGGCUACCAAAGAUUUUUUGUCGUUGCAGUCAAUGAUCCGUUUGUGACAAAAGCUUGGGGCGAGCAAUUAUUGGAAUCGGUAGCUGGUCAACAAAUAAGAUUUUUUGCUGAUUCAACUGGUGCUUUUACAAAGGAGCUUGAUUUGUUGUUUGAUGCCAGAAAAGCUUUUGGUAACGAGAGGUCUAAAAGGUACGCUUUAAUCAUCGAAGAUGGGAAAGUCGUCAAAAGCUUUGUUGAACCAGACAACACAUCUGUUGAUGUAUCUGCUGCUCAAAAGGUCUUGGAAGAAGCUUGA
Molecule: messenger RNA, 555 nt
Organism: Candida dubliniensis CD36
Lineage: Eukaryota; Fungi; Ascomycota; Pichiomycetes; Serinales; Debaryomycetaceae
Gene: TRP99
Product: Trp99p
Exons: 1
Coding region: 1-555 (184 amino acids)
Biological process (GO): cellular response to oxidative stress; cell redox homeostasis; hydrogen peroxide catabolic process
Cellular component (GO): cytosol; mitochondrion; peroxisome
Molecular function (GO): thioredoxin peroxidase activity
Source: RefSeq, a predicted model, not a curated record